Pomacea canaliculata is the source of this 5147-nucleotide messenger RNA. RefSeq names its product dentin sialophosphoprotein-like. The transcript is spliced from 2 exons. Bases 324 to 2060 code for a protein of 578 amino acids. The record is from RefSeq and is a predicted model, not a curated record. Lineage: Eukaryota; Metazoa; Mollusca; Gastropoda; Architaenioglossa; Ampullariidae.
ACAUCCAGUGCAUUUCAAGAUUUGGUGUCAGGUCACAGACAUCAGGAGCCAAACAAAAAUUUAGCAAAUGCUUCCCUAUCAUCCAGUAAGCAGCAGGAAAGUCUCGGCAACAGUUCUCUGGUCCUUGCAUCUUUGAAGGCUUUGCAACCUGCAAACAUGGAAGGAAGCGCAAGAAUUGGAAAGGAGAACAGACAUGAUGCCACUGAAAAACAAGCACCUAAUACAGCAAUGCUCUCCUGCAAAAACAUGGGCAGUAUGUGGGAUCUGACCAGUCUGCACAGAUUUCUAAACAAAUCAGGGACAGCAGAAAUCUUGGCAAAGACAUGAGUUCACUCACUUCUGAGGCCUUUACAAACAAUUCUUCACCUGGAAAUUUAAAUAAUGGGGAUGAUGGGGGAGAAGAUGAGGUGAAGGUUGUGGAAGAUGAGGCGAAGGUUGUGGAAGUCAACAAAGCACAUGGGCAGCUGUCUAGACAAUGGAACAGUCCGCAGCUAACAAGCAGCCAGCAGGACAGUACUAUCAGUGAAGAUAUUUCUUUGUCAACAGUUUUCAACACCAACCAUAGUAACAUUCACGAUGAAGAUGACAGUCCAGGUGAAUCUGAAGCUUUACAAACCAACGAUGGCAAUCAGGGACUUUCCCAGUGGCACCAAAAUCCAGACCAAGAUUUCUCUUCUUCUGAGGAUGGUGAGCCUCACACUGGGGCAGAAAAUGCUAGAGGUAGUGAUGAAACAAUGCAAGAUGGUGAGAAGCCUUCUGAUUCAGAUGACCUCCAGAAUUACAAUGGUGCUAAAAAUGAUGAUGAUGAUAAAGCGUUGAGCAGGGAAAACGCAAGUGACACAGACUCCAUGCAAGCCAGUGGAAGCAUGGAAAAUAACAAUGAUGGACUUGUUGAUGUGAAUGAUGAGAGCAAGAUGUUUCAUGAUAUGAUGUCUAAUACAAGAACAGAUCAAACAGACAAGGACAGCACGGACCAAGAUAGCAAUGCAAAUCCUGCUGAGAUUCGUUCUUCCACCAAUAGUGCUAGUGAUGAAGACACCGAUAACAAAGAGAAUUUAGAGGUAGGAAAGGAAGAUUUAGUUAAUUUGGAGGCGAAAUCUGAACUUAGCGAAACCCAUUCACUGGAUUCACAUGAUCUUUCAUCUGAUGAACAUCUCUCAGAAUACCCACAGCAAGGCUACACACAAAACAGCCUGAUGCCCCUUGAUCGAAAAAAGCGCCAAAGUUUUGAUGAUGUUCUGCUUUACCUGCUGGAUGACUUGGCUGCAAAGAAAGAAAGCAGUAAGGGUAUGCUGAGCACUCUUCUGCAAAGAUUUAAAGAUAAGCAACAGCUGUAUAUGAAUGGUACCACCGGCAACCACAGCAACAUCACGGUGAGCAGUGUGCCAGGAAACGCAUCAGUGACUGAACAGAAUGAACUGACUAACAAUGGGGACGAUGAAAGAGUCAUGAUGCUGGGCUACAGUAAUGCUACAAAUGUAAGCAUGGAAGAGAUUGAGAAAGAGGCAGCAGCAGGUACCAAUGCACUGCAGAGUUCUGCCACAACAGAAUCUGCUGAAUAUAGAUCUUUAAGCACUGACGUGCCUGGACCAUCUGACCAGACCAUACAAAGCCAUGAAGGAUCAAGGACUCCUUACCAGGAUGAGCUAUCAAGCCAGAUGUACAAAUCAAACACGAAUCAAGAUCAGAGACAGAAUGAAGACAAACCUGCUGAUUCCAAAGCUGGUCAAAAUCAGAGGGUCCAAGAAAAGCUUGAGAGAGGCCAGAAUCAAGGUGAUAGUAGUGACAACAGAGGUCAUGUUACCAGCAACAACCACAGCAACAGACACAAUAAAACCAUUGACAAUGAUGAUGGAAGUGAUGAUGAUAAACCAACUAAAACAGCAGAAACAGAUACUGAUAUAGCAAAAGCAUUGAUGACGAAGAUGAUACUAUGUCACAGCAAUCCUCAUCACAGGAGUCUAUUGAAUCCAGAGCCAGUGUGCGACUCCAACGCUCACCUUAUUUUCCCAGCUAUGCUACUGGCAGCAGAAGCAGGCAAAGCAGCAAGGAGAAGAUAAUGGUAUAUGCAUUGAAAAGCAGACAAGCACGCAGCAUACAAGCUUAUCCUCCCCAUGUUUUACAAAAAGGUCCCAUUAACACACAUCAGAAAUCCUGGCACAGUAAUGACAGAACCAUGUUGUCAGGGCCCUGGAAUGAUGCAUCCCAACAGAUGUCGUCAUUCGGAGGCAGGGACGUCCUUGCUGAAGACUCAGGUCACAAUGGGGGAAGUACCAAAAGGCUCCUGACAGCCUUCCUCCUGGCUCUCUUUGGUCCCCAAAGUCAACAGGGGAAUGGAGAGGAACAGGAGAUGGAAGAACCCGAAGAACAAGCUGUGGAAGACAGCGCAGCCACCACAACACCAGUUUUGCGACCUGAACAAGUGCAAACUUUGCAGGACUCUAUUGUUCGUUUCUGGAGGCUUCUUACCAGGGCUAGUGAAGAUUCAUCUGCAUCUACCACAGCGACACCCACAUCACCAGCAGCUGAUGAAGCUGCACCAUCAUCAGAGUCAGAAUCCACUUCAACAUCACUAAAGCCUUCCUUUCUGCCUGAAGCUGCUGACAGACAGCCUAGCAACUACUAGACCACCAGACAGUAUUAGCAGAUGCCACUUGACACCUCCACUAUCUUAUCCUAAGACAAUAACACUUCUCAAGCAAGAUUCACCAGCAUUUCCAGGGUUAAACCUAUUCAAACCAUUCUUAAGACACACAAAAGGUUCUGAAUUAAUUUGCUAUUAAAUAGUGCUAAAAUCAGUCCAGUAUAUCAUAAAGUAUAUUGUAUGAACUAUCCCUUCCCCCAAAAUGUUACAUUCCAUAAAAACAAAAACACCAAAUAAAGAAAUGACAGAACAGCUACACAUGUAAAUGAAAAUGGUAAGCUUCAAUAAUGAUGCCUGGUGACUAUGGGAAAGAAGAACAAAAAUACUCGCCCCUGAAUGCAUGUGACCUUUGACUUAUUCCUUUCCCUAAAAACGAAUCUCGAUGUGCAUAACCCCUAGCUUUAGCCUGUACAGUAAAAUGUUGUAUUCCUUUACCUCUAGAGCUUCAUUUUAGGUCUGUUUUCUUCAGCGACAAUGACAUGAAGUAAAGUAGUUUCUCUAAAUCAAUAACUAAAUCUGCAACCUGUCUGAGCAGUACUGCACAGUUCAACUACAGCAACUUUCAAAGAGCAGUACUAGACUGGUAAGCCAAACAAAACAGAAUAAAAAGCUAGAGUGAGCAGAAUUAAAAUCAAUUAUAUUAACUGCUUUUUUAAAUUAGCAACAUUUUUAUUAAAACUGUUUUCCAAUUUGAUGUAAAGCUCUUCACUAUAUGAAGCAUUGCUUUUUUUUCUACACAUCUUUUACCUCCCUAUUUUGCUGACCAGUUGAUAUGACAUUAAUACACUACAGUCAUGAUGCAGUAAAUAGCCUGGGUCUAAUCUUAAAUGUUUAGGCAAGAAAAACUAAACUGUGGAAAAUUUUAAUCAUUUUCUCAAUAUUUUGUACUUUCCAUUUACCCAUAACAGUUAAAGAAAUUAAACAAAAUUCAGCUCAAAAGCAAUUUCAGUUAUAAAACUCUGUAUUGUGUACCGGACACCCUAGAGACUCAGCUACACUUAUCAGAGAAGGACAGAUCAUGAAUGAAAGGCUGGUCAGCAGUGUUACUUCACACCUCCACCUCACCCUUAUGACAAAAUUGGUCAAGGGACUAAACUGACUAGAUUUUUUAAAUGUCAGAAUGAAUGUGAGUGUAUGCUGUACAUGUGGACUGACUAGCUAAUACUAAUCAUAGCUUUUGACCACACAAUAUUAUCUUCUACGACUACUGUUGUGGAGUUUCACACCUCACAGAACCCAUACAGGUAUAACAUACAGUCUCCCUUCACAAAUCAAGUUACAUACAAAAGCACAGCUCUACAUUUAGAAACAUAGAAAACUAUUCUAAUUCCUUAAUUAUAAACUGAGAGAACUGCCCGUCAACAGUUUUAUGUUUCCCAUGUUAUUAACUCUUCACACUUACAUCUCAUUUGUGUCAAUUGUCCAUCUUGAAUGAGUUAACAAACAAUGAUAAGCUAGUGGUGUUAUUUUUAUACUCAUUCCAUUUGGUUUUAGUAGGACUGUUUAUUUUUUCAUAAUGUUUUUUUGCUAACAGCUACUGCUACCUACUUCGCACAGUCAGCAGUUUUCAAAGAUUAACAGAAAAGUGUCAAUGAUGAUUUUACAGAAGUCCAUCAUGAAUGGACAUAAUGUGUACAACAUCUGUCAGUCAGCAAUAUCACAUUGUUUUAAAAAAAGUCACCACUGCAUGUUAUUUUUUCCCUUCCAGUAUUAUGUUGUUAUUAUGUAAUAUUAAGUAUGCCAUGCAUGUACGCUGCCCUCCUAUUAAACUGUGUAAACCACUCAUUGUAGCAAAUGCUUAUAAAGUAUAAACUAAUGACUGAAUCCAAUACCUGUAUCAGUAUUACAUGUACAAACCUAAGCUAUAAAUGUUUUAGUAAAAACUAGCAAAAUUAUUUUGCAUGCCUUACACAUGCAAUGAGUAAGUUUUAACUCCUUUCAGACAGAAACACGCGAAGACAAAAGGGCAUCACUUUUUUUGAAGUAACAGCCACUCCUGCUGAUACUUAAAUUGAAUGUACCUGGGUGCACAGUAAACCCAUGAGAAUGACCAUUAGCUGUCCUAAAACAAGAUGAUGUGAUCAAAAUAAGGUGAGCUAUUCUGCUCCAUGAAGUCUAACAUUUUUAAAAUCUAUGUAAGGACACAAAAAUCUAACAUGAUGUAUCCCUGAAAUGGGUGUGGGUAGUACACAAAAUAUUGAUCUUGUAAACUAUUUCUAGACUCCCCACACUGUUACAGUCAGCCCCACAUAAUAAAAGAUGGCUAAAAUAGUUCCAUCCCAAAGUGCCCAUGGGAAACUUUUACAUGCACUUCUAAAUGCACUCCCAAGUGAACUGAGCAGUGUAUGUCAUCAAUAAAGAAAAGACAAAGGAAUGUGUGCAAAAUGCAGAUAAAUGUUUGACAAAGACUUACUCAUACUCAUAAGAGAUAUACACUUUAAAGUCUUAAUCUACCAUUGUAUCAUUUAUUUUUGGAAAUAAACAUGUCAAAUUAUUCCUGCAA